GUCUAUGUAAUGCCAUUUUGCUUAUGAUUCGUCGAUUGAGUGCUUUGUGUCACUCAUUGACUGCAUUGCCAUCCAAUCCAUGCUAUAGUCGUCUCACUAUUGGCUCAACAAAACACUUCAUUUCGUUGUCUUAUUUGACAACAAAUUGACGCCAAAUAUCAACACAAACGCCGAUCGCAGCCAAUACUGGCCACACUAUUGUCACCACAACUGGUCUGACCAUCGCUUCCAGCACUCGAUGUCGGACUCAUUCAACACCAAUGAUGGCAACGCCGCCAACAGUGACGCCCAGCAGAUGCUCGACAACUUCUGGCACAGAGAGAUCGACAACAUCAAGAACUUGGCUCAGACUGACUUCAAGAACCAAGAGUUACCGUUGGCUCGCAUUAAGAAGAUCAUGAAACUGGACGACGACGUGAAGAUGAUAUCAGCGGAAGCGCCGGUUCUGUUCGCAAAAGCGGCCGAAAUAUUCAUAACAGAGAUCUCAUUGAGGGCUUGGAUUCAUACGGAAGACAAUAAGCGACGGACACUGCAGAGGAAUGACAUAGCGAUGGCCAUAACAAAGUACGAUCAGUUCGACUUUCUCAUAGACAUCGUUCCCAGAGAUGAACUCAAACCCACCAAAAGGCAAGACAACGACGCGAUGCGCGGCGCUGUGGCCACGACGGCGGCCGUACACCCGGAUCAGGUGCAGUACUACUUGCAAUUGGCGCAACAGCACCAGCAGGCGCUCCAACAUCAGGGCCCACAACAGGGCCAACAGAUCCAAAUCGUGCAGACGGGCGCCGGCGCUGGCGGUCAGCCCCAGUUCGCGAUGUCCGGCUCCGGGCAGUUGGUUCAGGUGCAGAUGCCCAACAGCGCCGGCGGUGACGGCCAAGCGGUGAACGCCCAGCAAACCACUCAAGUGCUUCAGUUGGCCGCACCGACCGGCGGCGCCAACGCCUCGCCAAAGGGCGGCCAAAUACAGAUCGUUCAGAACGUGAUGAACGCCAACGGAGAGAUCGUUCAGCAACAGAUCCCCAUCCAGUUGUCGGCCCAACAGAUCCAGGCGUUACUUCAGAGUCAAACGGGCGGUCAGGCGGGCAAUCAGCCCAUAAUCCUGACGUCUCCCCUCCAACAGGCGGUGUCUAUGCCUCAGUACCAAAUCGCCACCAGUGGUGGCCAACAAUUCCUCCAAACCGUGGUCUCGGGUGCGGCCACUGGUGUGGGCGCCGCCGGUCUGUCCGCACAUCAAACCGAUUCGUCGCCACAAUUGGACGACGAGUCAAACGAGACUUAAAAAUGACACUUAUUUUUGAAUUUUCGUUUCCAUUCAUCUCUCAAACCUGUUAUCAAAUCAUUGAUUCAUUCAAAUAGUUAUAUAAAUAAUACAAUUAUCUCAACAAAUAAAUCGACUUUUUAUCUGAAAACAAAUUCAUUUGAAAAUAAAG
Molecule: messenger RNA, 1430 nt
Organism: Medioppia subpectinata
Lineage: Eukaryota; Metazoa; Arthropoda; Arachnida; Sarcoptiformes; Oppiidae
Source: the annotation of a GenBank genome assembly